Molecule: messenger RNA, 3792 nt
Organism: Penicillium diatomitis
Lineage: Eukaryota; Fungi; Ascomycota; Eurotiomycetes; Eurotiales; Aspergillaceae
Product: aminophospholipid-translocating P4-type ATPase NEO1
Exons: 2
Coding region: 1-3792 (1263 amino acids)
Biological process (GO): retrograde vesicle-mediated transport, Golgi to endoplasmic reticulum; endocytosis; phospholipid translocation
Cellular component (GO): plasma membrane; endosome; trans-Golgi network
Molecular function (GO): ATP binding; ATPase-coupled intramembrane lipid carrier activity; magnesium ion binding
Source: RefSeq, a predicted model, not a curated record
AUGUCGUCUUCGCGCGAUUAUAUUCACCCACCUCAAGGGUCGCACGAUCCCGAUGAUUUCUCCGGUUCUGAUGAUGAUGACCUUCAGUUGGAGGAGCUCGAUCCUCACACAGCCAUACCCAGUGCCUCUACCAAUGCAGAAGAUUAUCCGAGUCGCUUGAGAGAGCAUGGUCCAGGGAUUGCUUUGCGGAACUUGCGCGUGAAUGUGGGCAAUCGUUGGAAACGGAACACUUCCGGUCAUCGUGUGGGAGCUGAUGACACCGAAGCUCUUUUGGAGAACCAAGGGGACGAUGGGGCACGAAGAUCACAUGGCAGUUCAGGAAAUUUGGCAGACGAUGAUGCGCCGUUGCUGAACCCACGAGACUCGUUUCAAGCCUCCCGACCGGAUCAUUCAACGAAAAAGAGUAGCCGAUUCCGCAUUCCAAGCCUCGGCGCUAGAAGUCUUCUACAGCGAGCAACCCUCACGUCGCGCCACAGUCGAGAUGAUGGAGAAGACGGGCCACCGCGUGAUAUUUUUGUUGGCCAAUAUCAGUCUGCCAAGUAUCCGGCCAACGUUGUUUCCAAUGCCAAAUAUACCCCUUGGAGCUUCCUACCGCGCACGCUGUACAACGAAUUUUCGUUCUUUUUCAACAUAUACUUCUUGCUGGUGGCUCUCUCGCAAGUAAUACCAAUUCUUCGAAUCGGAUAUAUGUCGUCGUACAUCGCCCCACUGGCAUUCGUCGUAUCGAUAUCGCUGGGAAAGGAAGCUCUUGACGAUCUUGGUCGACGACGGCGGGACGCUGAAGCAAACUCCGAGGGAUUCACGGUCAUCUCUGUGAAUGGCUCAAGUGUUGUCGAAUUAACCAAGAAGUCUCGAGAUCUGAGGGUCGGAGACGUGCUCAAGGUUUGCAAAAACCAGCGACUGCCCGCAGAUGUUGUCAUCUUGAAAAGCGUCUCCAACGACACCGGCUCAGAACCUUCGUUGAAGAGGUCACCCAGUGGCGUUCCCAUGAGCACAACUGACGACAUUUUCGAAUCAUCGGAUACCGCGCAUGGUGCCGGGGCCGCGGGAAUCGCCGAUAACGCCGACAUAAACAACGACACUACCGAUACGUUCAUACGAACCGAUCAACUGGAUGGCGAAACAGAUUGGAAACUUCGGUUACCGUCUGCUCUGUCUCAGUCAUUGCCUUUAAAAGAGCUGUCACGACUUAAAAUCACAGCAAGCUUCCCUAGCAAGCGUGUGAACGAUUUUGUAGGCACUAUUCAGUUAGGCCCACCGUCAGGAUUUUACGACACCCAUGUCGACAAAUCCAGUAGAUCCAGCGAUGACCACGACUACUCGAGCAGUCCGUCCCAGCAGUCCAGCUCGGCGCCCCUUAAUAUUGACAACACGGCAUGGGCUAAUACUGUCCUUGCAUCAAACACUGUCACAUAUGCAACCAUCAUCUACACUGGCUCCCAGACAAGAGCUGCUCUGUCUACAUCGGCCUCUCGGUCUAAGGUGGGUCUGCUAGAAUACGAGAUAAACAACCUGACCAAGAUCUUGUGCGUCUUGACCUUUGCUCUGUCACUCGUCCUUGUUGCUUUGGAAGGCUUCGAGCCCACGAACGACAAAAAAUGGUAUGUCGCAAUUAUGAUUUACCUGAUUCUUUUUUCGACAAUUAUUCCUAUGAGUCUACGUGUCAACUUGGACAUGGCAAAGUCUGUCUAUGGGCGAUUCAUUCAACGCGACAAGGAUAUACCGGGUACCUUGGUGCGAACAAGCACUAUCCCUGAAGAUCUAGGCAGGAUAGAGUACCUGCUUUCAGACAAGACCGGUACCCUUACUCAAAAUGAAAUGGAGCUGAAGAAAAUUCACGUCGGAACUGUGUCUUAUGCGAACGAUGCCAUGGAUGAGGUUGCGACAUUUGUCCGGCAAAGUUUCGCUGGGGACAAGUUGACGACCCCAUCCACCUCAUUCGGAACGCAGGGUGGCCAAGUCAAUGCCCCACGUACCAGAAGAGAAAUAGGAUCCCGAGUGAAAGAUCUGGUCUUUGCCCUUGCUCUUUGCCAUAACGUCACGCCGACUGGUGAGGAUGAGGAAAAUGGACGAAAAGUGACAAACUACCAAGCCUCUUCACCUGAUGAAAUCGCCAUUGUCCGGUAUACCGAAGAGGUUGGAUUACGAUUGUCGCACCGCGAUCGUCAAAACAUUGCACUUGAGUCAACUGAUUCAAGAAAGGUUGUUGUUCGUGCUCGUAUUCUCGACAUCUUCCCGUUCACUUCCGAGAGCAAAAGAAUGGGCGUGAUUGUUCAAUUCGAGCAGAAUGAACAUAUUCUCGAAACAAGUGGAGAAGCAGAGCCCGAAAUCUGGUUCUACCAAAAAGGCGCGGACACAGUCAUGACUUCCAUUGUAGCGGCAAAUGACUGGCUUGACGAGGAGACUGCAAAUAUGGCCCGAGAAGGUCUUCGCACUCUAGUUGUUGGUCGUAAGCGCCUGUCUAUCCAGAUGUAUGAGGAGUUCUCAACGAAACUCAAACAAGCCUCACUUUUGCUUCAAGCGCGAGACGUCGGUAUGGCUAAGGUUCUGAGCGAAUACCUGGAACGAGAUCUGGAAUUACUGGGUGUGACCGGCGUCGAAGACAGAUUGCAGCGUGAUGUCAAACCUUCAUUGGAGCUGAUGCGCAACGCCGGCAUCAAAAUCUGGAUGCUUACAGGAGACAAAGUGGAAACCGCGCGUUGCGUUGCGAUCUCAGCCAAGCUAGUCUCCCGUGGCCAAUAUAUUCACACGGUGUCGAAGGUGGCCGACAAACCAACCGCUCAGGAAGCCCUGGACUUCUUACGCAACAAAACCGAUUGUUGUCUCCUUAUCGAUGGAGAGUCGCUCAAUCUAAUGCUUGGAGAAUUUCGUUCUGCAUUCAUUGCCGUCGCAGUGCUGCUACCAGCGGUCAUUGCGUGUCGUUGCUCGCCAACUCAAAAAGCCGAAGUCGCUAACUUGAUCCGCCAACACACCAAAAAGCGUGUAUGCUGUAUCGGAGAUGGUGGCAAUGAUGUCUCGAUGAUCCAAGCAGCAGAUGUUGGAAUUGGAAUAGUGGGAAAGGAGGGGCGUCAAGCCUCCCUCGCCGCAGAUUUCAGCAUCACCCAAUUCCACCAUCUGACGAAGCUCCUCGUGUGGCACGGUCGCAACUCGUACAAGCGCUCUGCUAAACUCGCGCAAUUCAUCAUGCAUCGCGGUCUAAUCAUCGCUGUAUGCCAAACGAUGUUUAGCAUCGCAGGACACUUCGAUCCUAAGGGUCUCUUUAUCAACUGGCUAAUGAUCGGCUAUGCUACGGUGUAUACAAACGCGCCCGUCUUCUCGCUCGUGUUCGAUAAAGAUGUCGACGAGCAUCUUGCGAAUUUGUACCCCGAGCUUUACAAGGAGUUGAAAGACGGCAAGAGCUUGAGCUAUCGCUCAUUCUUCACUUGGGUUCUGAUCUCCGUCUACCAGGGCGCUGUCAUUCAGGGACUGUCGCAAAUUCUGCUGCAAACUAUCACUGGCCCGCGGUUGAUCAGUGUCUCCUUCACAGCUCUUGUCCUCAACGAACUGGGAAUGGUCGCGAUCUCCAUUACAACGUGGCAUCCAAUUAUGAUCUUCUGCCUCUUUGGUACCCUUUUGAUCUACGCUGGAAGUAUACCCUUCUUAGGCGACUACUUUGACCUACGCUUCGUCAUCACUCUUGACUGGCUUUGGCGUGUGUUCGCGGUUCUCGCCGUCUCUCUAAUUCCUAUCUGGGCCGGGAAGCUCAUCAAGCACUCCUGGAAGCCACCCAGCUAUCGCAAAGUACGUGGCUAA